Vidua chalybeata is the source of this 951-nucleotide messenger RNA. It is a transcript of the gene NAA10, whose product is annotated as N-alpha-acetyltransferase 10, NatA catalytic subunit. The record is from RefSeq and is a predicted model, not a curated record. Gene Ontology annotation, molecular function: protein N-terminal-serine acetyltransferase activity; protein-N-terminal-glutamate acetyltransferase activity. Gene Ontology annotation, biological process: N-terminal peptidyl-glutamic acid acetylation. Bases 131 to 832 code for a protein of 233 amino acids. Gene Ontology annotation, cellular component: NatA complex. Lineage: Eukaryota; Metazoa; Chordata; Aves; Passeriformes; Viduidae. The transcript has 8 exons.
UCAGCGCUGAUUGGCCAGAGAGGAACUUCCGGCGGAAGCGGCUCGUGAGGGGACCGGGACCGGGAACGGAGCCGGGACCGGGAGCGGAACCAGGACCGGGAAACGCGACCGAGAACGGGCGGCCGCAGCCAUGAACAUCCGGAACGCGCGGCCCGAGGACCUGAUGAACAUGCAGCACUGCAACCUGCUCUGCCUGCCCGAGAACUACCAGAUGAAAUAUUACUUCUACCACGGCCUCUCCUGGCCCCAGCUCUCUUACAUCGCCGAGGAUGAGAACAGCAAGAUCGUGGGAUACGUCCUGGCCAAGAUGGAGGAAGAUCCCGAUGACGUCCCCCACGGACACAUCACGUCCCUGGCGGUGAAACGCUCGCACCGGCGCCUGGGGCUGGCGCAGAAGCUGAUGGACCAAGCGUCGCGCGCCAUGAUCGAGAACUUCAACGCCAAAUACGUGUCCCUGCACGUCCGCAAGAGCAACCGGGCAGCGCUGCACCUCUACUCCAACACGCUCAACUUCCAGAUCAGCGAGGUGGAGCCCAAGUACUACGCGGACGGCGAGGACGCCUACGCCAUGAAACGGGACCUCACCCAAAUGGCGGAUGAGCUGAGGAAGCAGGUGGAGCAGAAGGAGCGGGGCCGCCCCCCGGCCCCCACCGAGCCCCCCCGGGGUGGGGAUGGGGUCUGCGGCUCGGGGGGGCCCCCCCCGCACCCCCCCACGGGACCCCAGCACCACGAAGACGGGGGGGGCGACAGCAAAGACGUCAGCGAGGUCAGCGAGACCACCGAGAGCACCGACGUCAAGGACAGCUCCGAGGCCUCCGACUCCGCCUCAUAGGGACCCCCCCCCCAAAUCUCUGGGACGCCCCCCCCCCCAAAAAAAUCCCUGGGACCCCCCCGGGGCUCCUGGGGACCCCCUUGGUGCUCGUGGGGGGCAGUAAAGCCCCUCUGCCUCCA